AUGAUCACAGCGAUGCGAAGGGAUGGAGAGAACCAAAAAGACGAGGGAAGUAUGGAGGUGUCAGAAGAACUGAGAGCUGCAAAAAAGCUUGCUGGAAAGCUUGUUGCUUACAUUCCACCAACUUGUUCCUGGAUGAGUAGAAGACGUUGCUUUCAUGCUGAGUUGGCUUUGCCCAAUCACCCUUGGGAAUUCUUUUCCAAAGCGAUCUUUAAUGGCCGCACAACUCUACAAUGUCGAGGCGAGCCGCCAAAAUUAGACCCUGAUCUUGGCAACAACAUGCGGACAGGGCGUCGCAGGUCUUCUGGACUGUUUUUUGAAGGGAACCAGUUAUUCGAGCUUCAAAAAGCACCAUCUUCGUCAUCGUCAUCAUCCGAGGCUUAA
This is a messenger RNA of Cladocopium goreaui, 381 nucleotides long. Lineage: Eukaryota; Dinophyceae; Suessiales; Symbiodiniaceae. The record is from the annotation of a GenBank genome assembly.